This is a messenger RNA of Camellia sinensis, 687 nucleotides long. NCBI's taxonomy places the organism in Eukaryota, Viridiplantae, Streptophyta, Magnoliopsida, Ericales, Theaceae. The record is from RefSeq and is a predicted model, not a curated record.
CCAGCAGGCACAGCACGGCACAGAGCAGAACAGAAAUUCAUUCCCACUUUAGUAGAGUCUCUCUACCAUGGCCAGCGCCGCCGCCAGAUCCUUUUUCCGAUCAACUCCCGUCCGGAACGCGGCCGCCAAACUCGCCUCUGAAGCCAAAGCAGCUCGCUCUCCCUUUCGUCCCUCAACCCCAAAACCCCUUUCUCAACGUAUCUUCAGGUGUCCAGUUGAAAUGAGUGCUUGCGUGGAUUCGAUGCAACCAUUCCACACUGCGACGGCUUCGGCAUUGAUGACUUCGAUGCUCUCGAUUUCUCGCCACAGUUGUGGUUGGCUUCCCGAAGGUGAUUUGAAUUGCUUUCUUCUCUGGCUUCAAAUGAUGAUGUGUGAUGAAUGUUCCGAAGAUUGAAGCGAAGUUUUGUUUACAAAAAUUCCACAUACUAAGACUGUGACAGCUAAGUUAGAGAUUUAGAGUGAGCUGCAGAAGAGCUAACUUGGAUUUCCUACACCUCCAAUCAUAAAUGAGCUACUACUACUAGAUUCUGUUAUUCUUCAAGACUCGUGCCUUCAUUGUUUGAUGUUUGAUGGUUGAUAUAUAUAUAGCUGUGUUCAAGUGUCAUGUUAAUUGCAAAAUGUAAUUUUGAUUUCAUUACUUUUCUUGAUAUUAAUAAGAUCAUUAAAACUUCAUACUAAUUACUUGUA